GGCUUGGCUCGAGUAAAUACCUGUUCCACAUACACCUCCUGUUGGAGUUAUAGAGUCAGUCAGGACUAGGAACCAAUCUAUUAGAAAUAACUAUAGAACAUUUCUGUGCAGAUGCUCGUGGAGGAACGUGUCCUUGAAUUAGGUGUGACAUCAGUAUGACGUUAUCAUUCUCUCUACCGUGAGAAUGUACGAGGUGAUGCAGGGAGACACUACCACCCUGUCCUGGAGGCUACCCAGCCCCGGCCACAACGACGGCCCACAACAGAGCCCCUUCAGCGGGGAGGGAGGACCCACCAAGAUCCUCAAAGUCUGUUUUUCCACCAAUAACACCCUGGGGAAGAACUUCAAACUGGUCAAGUGUGACAGCUCCUGGAAGAUCAGGGCUAUAGUCCAGUCUAUUCUGACCAGUGGUAGACUGGGCCCUAACAUCCAGUAUAAAGGCUGCUAUGGUUUGCUGCUGAAGCACCUCAAGUCAGAUGAGCUCCACUGGCUCCAUCCAGACCUGACCGUGGGGGAGGUGGAGCAACGCUAUGAGAGUCAUCACGUGGAGGCAGAGUGGAGGUAUGACCUGAGAGUCCGCUACAUUCCAGUCAACUUCCUGGAAAAGUUUAAAGAAGACAGUACUACACUUCUGUAUUUCUAUCAACAGGUGCGUAGUGACUACAUGCAGUACCAUGCCAGUAAGGUCAGUGAUGGGAUGGCCCUGCAGCUGGGCUGUCUGGAGAUCAGGAGGUUUUAUAAAGACAUGAACGCUAAAGGUUUGGAGAAGAAGUCCAACUUUGAGUUACUAGAGAAGGACGUGGGGCUGAACCUGUUCUUCCCACAGGAGCUCAUUGACCGCAUGAAGUCUCGUCCUCUUCGGAAGCUGAUCACCCAGACCUUCCAGCAGUACGCUACUCUGAAGGAGGAGGAGUGUAUGGUUCGCUUCUUCAAAACGCUCACUGAAUUCAUCAACGUUGAUGAGGAGGUCUACCCCUGCGAACUGGUGCAAGGUUGGAGUCUGUCAGUGGAGCUGGUGAUUGGAGCCAGGGGCAUUCGCCAACGCACCCAUAAAGACUCAGCGCCUGUGUGUCUAGCGGAUUUCAAACAGAUCAAGAGCAUCAAGUGUUCGUCUCAGAGUGACGGCAAAGCCCUCCUCAACCUGGACAUAGACGGAGCCAGACAGCCUCUGUCUAUCAACGUGACUAAGUUUGCGAUGGCAGAAAACAUGGUGGACCUUAUUGACGGCUACUGUCGCUCUGAGCAUGCCACUGACGAGUCGUUCGUCGCUAGACCAAACAAAGAUGCCAAUUUACGAAGUUCCCUGCCAGACCUUCCCACGAAUCAAACGGAGAACACGGACUCCUUCAGAUAUAGCACGGGAUCUGACAUCUACGCUGAGAUUGACGAACGACCAAAGUCUGUGGUGAAGUAUGGAAUUGACAGACAUGACAUUGUUCUGGGACGGAUCCUUGGCGAGGGGUUUUUCGGGGAGGUCUAUGAAGGAAUGUACAAAAAAUCGAAUGGGGAGAGACUAAGCGUGGCGGUGAAGACCUGCAAAGAUUGUUCACCUGAUGUCAUGGAGAAGUUCAUGAGUGAAGCAGUGAUCAUGAAGAACCUGAACCACCCCCACAUCGUCAGUCUGAUCGGUGUCAUAGAGGCGAACCCUGUCUGGAUCGUGAUGGAGCUCUACCAGUAUGGAGAGCUUAAGAACUACCUAACAGAGAACAAGAACAAACUCACGAACAUAACGCUAGUUCUCUUCAGCCUGCAGAUCUGCAAAGCUCUAGUCUACCUAGAGGGAAUCAACAUGGUGCACAGAGACAUAGCGGUGAGGAACGUGCUGGUGGCCACAGCAGACUGUGUUAAGCUGGGAGACUUUGGCCUGUCUAGAUACAUUGAGGACGAAGAGUAUUACAAAGCCUCUGUGACUCGAUUACCUAUCAAAUGGAUGGCUCCAGAAUCCAUCAACUUCAGGCGAUUCACCACGGCUAGCGAUGUCUGGAUGUUCGCGGUGUGUAUUUGGGAGAUCCUGAGCCAGGGGCAGCAGCCUUUCUUCUGGUUGGAGAACCGUGACGUCAUUAACCAGCUGGAGCAGGGCAUCCGACUACCCAAACCUGACAACUGCCCUCCUGCCCUCUACUCCCUCAUGACCCGCUGCUGGUCCUACGACCCCCGCGACAGACCCUCCUUCACUGAGCUGGUUGUCAAGAUAAGUGACGUCCAUCAGAUGGAGAAGGAGCAGGAGGUAGAGAGAGAGAGAGACAGACAACGCUCCACCAAGUUCUUUGACGCCAAGAUCAACUUCAACGAACCUCCUCCUAAGCCCUGCAGGAUGAAACCUGGGGGUCGUUUUGGAAACGGUAUCGGCCUUCACAUUCAGCUGAAUGAGGCCCUUUGUGUCAGCUCUCCAGACCUGGCCAGUCCCUGUGACUACACCUCUCCUGUCGACUCCAUGAGCAACAGCUUGGUGGUUCCCGUGAUAUCUCCACGACGACGCAGCAUGGGGGAGGGAGAGUUGAUGGUGGAGCCGUCCAGUAAGGAGGACGCCCAGCGGUUGUGGCAGAUGGAGAGAGAGCGUAUGCAGGAGACGAUGAGACAACAGAAACAACAGAUGAUGGAGGACAACAAGUGGCUGACCAAGGAGGAGAGACUCCUGUUACCAGAACCAGAGACUGGACAUGCCCCGCCAGACAAGCCCCUGCAUCUCACCGGCCCUAAAGCCCAGGCCGGCCCUACGACCCAGGCCGGCCCUACGACCCAGGCCGGCCCUACGACCCAGGCCGGCCCUACGACCCAGGCCGGCCCUACGACCCAGGCCGGCCCUACGACCCAGGCCGGCCCUACGACCCAGGCCGGCCCUACGACCCAGGCCGGCCCUACAGCCCAGGCCCGCCCCACUGCAGAGCUAGACCGUUCAGAUGAUAAGGUGUACCAGGCGGUCAUGGAGCUGGUCCAGGUGGUGGUGCAGCUGAAGAACGAUGUGAACACACUACAGCCGGAGGAGUACAUUACUGUCAUCAAGUCUGUAGGGCUGACCUUAAGGAGUCUGAUACGCAGUGUGGAUGAUAUUCUGCCGACCCUCCAUAAGUCCAUUAGGACAGAGAUCGAGGGCACCCAGAAGCUGUUGAACAAUGACAUGUCAGAGUUGAUCAGUAAGAUGCGUCUGGCCCAGCAGAACGCCAUCACCUCGUUGAAGGAAGAGUGUAAGAAACAGAUGCUGACUGCAGCACACAACCUGGCCAUGGAUGGGAAGAACCUUCUGGAUGCUGUGGACCAGGCCAGGGUCAGGGCCAACCUGGCCAAGCCCAAACCGGAGACCCAAUAGUGGGGUAAAUACCCACGGGACACCCACUUCUUCUUUUUUUUUUUAAACUGGAGGACGGGUCAGAGCCAAGUAUGUUGCGACUGAAUGGAUGGACUUGGCAGUACAGUGGUCAAGGUUCCAUUUUAAGUUGAAUUAAGUGUGUCAGAAUUCAAACUAUCAGAAAAGAUGACUUUCACUUUUUAUUUUGUAAUUGGUGUUGUGAUUUCUGUAUCAUCUCGUGUCUUGAAUUGUAUCGGUUAUUUUAAAUAGUUUCUCUAUCUGUUUAGGUAUCCAGGUUAAUUUACUGCUAGGUUAUUUUCACAUGUUUCUAGUAAUACUGGCCAGAUCAAUAGAUUUAUUAAUUUGCAUAUGUGUCGUUUCAUGGAAUGUGUAAUAUUUGUUUCUAGACUAAGAGUUUGACCAAAUAGAUAUAAUACCCAUUACCUUUCUGUUUUUACAUCAGGUUUGUAGUAUAUUACAUUUAACUGACAGUAUUGUAUUUUUUAAAAAUAUUUUUAAUAUAAGUAAAAGUAUGUUUUCUGUGCUAUGAUAGAGAAUUUAGGAAAGUUAGGAAAAUGGCAGUUAAUAUUUGAAUAUCCUGCACCCUUCAAUGUUUCCCCCUCAUCUUGUAUUCAUCUGUAUCAUCAUGGAUAGAGACAAUGGACCAAUCUUAAAUAAACAUGUCAGACACUGUGACAAAACAAGACCUUGGGGGACUAUACGUCUUUAGUCAAGAAGGAAUUAGUUACAUAUAAUUGAUCUUUAGAUGGUCAGUCAUAUAUCUGUUGAAAUUAUUAUUAUUAUUUCAUGUUAAGUGGGGGGAAAAAAUGAAAAAACUGGAAAAUUAUAUCUGCAUAAAGCCAUUUGAUCUUGGUGCUAUCUGCUAUCCAAUCACAAGCAUGAACCAAUACAGGCGAACCAAUCAGAACACGUCUUUACCAUCUCCCUCCUAAGUAUGGUUGUAAUUGGCUGGUCAAGCCAACAAUAAUGGAACGCAAGCAACAAAACAACAACACACUGUUCGGUGAUGACAACAAGUACUCUGUAAUACAUCUAAUGAAAGGUGUUCCUUUCUAUUCUAUCUAAAUUAGUAUUCAUCUAUCAUUUAUGUAUUCAAAUAGCUAUAGUCUUCUUUAAAACUUAAAUGUGUAUUAGAUUGAACCCAGAUUGACAUUUCAGAGCCAUAAGGUUCUAUCUACCUGUGAUUGCACCCCCCCUAAUAAAACUUGUUUUUACAAAUGUC
This is a messenger RNA of Oncorhynchus keta (chum salmon), 4529 nucleotides long. RefSeq names its product protein-tyrosine kinase 2-beta-like. Gene Ontology annotation, cellular component: focal adhesion; cytoskeleton. Bases 185 to 3307 code for a protein of 1040 amino acids. Gene Ontology annotation, molecular function: ATP binding; protein tyrosine kinase activity. Gene Ontology annotation, biological process: protein phosphorylation; signal complex assembly. The record is from RefSeq and is a predicted model, not a curated record. NCBI's taxonomy places the organism in Eukaryota, Metazoa, Chordata, Actinopteri, Salmoniformes, Salmonidae. The transcript is spliced from 28 exons.